GCAUCCACGCUCGAUUCGGCCGUUUUCCGCAUCCACGGUGCCAGGCGACCGCCGCCGCUUCCCUACUCACCCUUGGCCGGCGACGACGAGCGCCCACUACGGCAGGAUGACGACGCUCAGGAACCUCAAGAUCAAGACGUCGACGUGCAAGAGGAUCGUGAAGGAGCUGCGCUCGUACGAGAAGGAGGUGGAGAAGGAGGCUGCCAAGACCGCCGACAUGAAGGAGAAGGGCGCCGAUCCCUACGACCUCAAACAGCAGGAGAAUGUUUUGGCUGAGUCAAGGAUGAUGGUCCCAGACUGCCACAAACGACUUGAAACUGCACUGGCUGACUUGAAAGCAACACUGGCUGAACUGAAGGAGUCAAAUGAGCAAGGUGCCGAGAUUGGAGAAGCUGAGAGUACAAUCGCAGAAGUUGAAGCAGUUGUCAAGCCAGCAGAAGAUUAAACUAAAAAAAACUCUUGGUUUGCUGAACUGUUAGCGCACAUCCUAUUUUCUCAUAUUCAGCCCUUGUGAGCUUAUUACGAUAUGUUUGAGGCGUCAAAUCCUGUACCAUUAUCAUCACUUCUGUCUUGAAAUUUGAGUUUUAUGUUCCCAAGUUCAAAGCGUUACUGUUUGUUGUCUGGGAGAGCGCACAUCCCUGGCUUCUCCGGGAAGUUGUUAGUGUAAAUUGAAAUUAAGAAAAAAUGGACGAAUUUGAAUAC
Messenger RNA from Zea mays, 702 nucleotides. RefSeq lists its product as uncharacterized. Gene Ontology annotation, cellular component: microtubule cytoskeleton; cytosol. NCBI's taxonomy places the organism in Eukaryota, Viridiplantae, Streptophyta, Magnoliopsida, Poales, Poaceae. The record is from RefSeq and is marked validated. Gene Ontology annotation, biological process: tubulin complex assembly; post-chaperonin tubulin folding pathway. Gene Ontology annotation, molecular function: beta-tubulin binding.